Molecule: messenger RNA, 4179 nt
Organism: Aspergillus affinis
Lineage: Eukaryota; Fungi; Ascomycota; Eurotiomycetes; Eurotiales; Aspergillaceae
Product: cleavage/polyadenylation factor CFT1
Exons: 9
Coding region: 1-4179 (1392 amino acids)
Cellular component (GO): mRNA cleavage and polyadenylation specificity factor complex; nucleus
Molecular function (GO): protein binding; nucleic acid binding
Source: RefSeq, a predicted model, not a curated record
AUGCAGUGCUAUACCGAAAUUCUGCCUCCCACCGGGGUCACGCAUUCAUUGGCAGUCCCCUUCAUUCGUGCGACAGCCAAUAACCUGGUCAUUGCGAGGACCUGCCAGCUCCAAAUAUUUUCCUGCGUCAAAGCCACACCACGGUCGGAAACCGCUCAAGACCAGACAGCAUCCAAGCUGGUGCUGGAAGGAGAAUUCGCUCUUCCUGGGAUAAUAACCGAUCUUUGCCGGGUCAAGGUUCUAAAUACAAAGAGUGGGGGGGAAGCUAUCUUAGUUGCGUUCCGAAACGCCAAACUUAGCUUGAUCGAAUGGGACCCAGAGCGCCAUGGCAUUUCGACUAUUUCCAUUCACUAUUAUGAGCGAGAUGAUUUGACCCGUAGUCCUUGGAUACCAGAUUUAAGCAGUUGUGGCAGCAUCCUUAGUGUGGAUCCGAGCAGCAGAUGCGCAAUCUUCAACUUUGGCGUUAGGAAUGUCGCCAUUCUUCCCUUUCACCAAGCAGGAGACGAUCUGGUGAUGGACGAUUACAAUUCUGAUUUUGAGGAGAAACAAGAUGGCACUGGCUCCGGGGUGGAAGUUUCCCACGGCACAGCCCAAAACGAGGCGGCUCACCAGACCCCGUACGCGUCUUCCUUCGUCCUCCCUUUAACUGCGUUAGAUCCGUCGAUACUGCACCCGAUAAGCCUUGCAUUUCUAUAUGAGUAUAGGGAACCAACCUUUGGUAUUUUGUAUUCACAGGUUUCAACAUCAAAUGCACUUCUUUCUGAGAGAAAAGAUGUUGUCUUUUACACUGUGUUUACGCUAGACCUGGAACAACGUGCUUCCACUACACUUCUCUCGGUAUCCAAACUGCCCAGCGACUUGUUCAAAGUGGUGGCCCUUCCACCCCCCGUUGGAGGGGCUCUGCUCAUCGGCUCCAACGAACUCGUCCAUGUCGACCAGGCAGGAAAAACCAAUGCAGUUGGGGUGAACGAAUUUUCAAAGCAGAGUUCAGCUUUUGCCAUGACCGAUCAAUCAGAUUUGGCGAUUAGGCUUGAAGGCUGCGUCGUCGAACGCCUUGACGAAAGCAAUGGUGACCUGGUACUGGCUCUUUCUGUCGGAACGAUGGCACUUGUCAAAUUCAAGCUUGAUGGAAGGUCGGUGUCUGGCAUCUCGGUUCACCUCGUACCUGCACAUGCCGGUGGCGACAUCAUGAAAUCUGCUGCUUCGUCGGCAUCUUUUCUUGGCAACAGGAGAAUCUUUUUGGGCAGUGAGGAUACGGAUUCGGUGCUACUUAGCUGGAACUAUUCGUCUUCAGGUGUGAAGAGGACGCGAUCCGAAGCUAGGUAUCUCGAUGAGAAUUCCGGGGACUUGUCAGAGGAAGACCAACUUGACGAUGAUGCACUGGAAGAUGAUCUUUAUUCGACCGCACAGGAUGCGACGACGGACGGGCGUCUCUCUUCUACUGAAGCGUCUAUGUUUGGUCACUGCAAUUUCCAAAUCCACGACAAGCUUUUGAAUAUUGGCCCCCUCCGUGAUAUUACCUUGGGUCAAUCUCAUUUAUAUAGUAAGGAGGAAAAUGAACAAGGUGCAGGGGGCCCUCCCUCCCCACUGCAGCUCGUAUCGUCGCAGGGGUCAGACAGGAGCGGUGGAGUGGUAGUGAUGAAGCGUGAGAUCGAACCUCUGGCUUUCGUAUCCCAAACGAUUGAUUCCGCCGUUGGUGUCUGGACUGCCUCUGUCAUCAACAAAGAGACUGAAUCGGAUACAAGCGGACAAGCGCAAGAGCGGAACUGGCGACACUAUGCUAUCUUUCCGAAACGGACCGUGGCUGAGAAAGAGGAGUCAAUUAUUUUCCAGGUGGAGGGACAGGAACUUAGGCCUUUCAAAGCACCUGAAUUCAACCCCAAUGGUGAUUCUACCGUGAAGAUCGAGACUCUAAGGAGCAGUAACCGCGUGGUUCAAGUCCUCCAAAACGAAGUCCGGAGCUAUGACGUUGAACUGGGACUGGCUCAGAUUUAUCCUGUGUGGGAUGAGGACACCAGUGAAGAGCGUAUAGCUGUGAGCGCUAGUCUCGUGGGUACCUAUCUUGCGAUUCUUCGAGACGAUUCUACGUUAUUACUUCUCCAGGCAGAUGAUAGUGGAGACCUUGACGAAGUAUCGCUGGAUGGAGACCUGGCACGAUUGGGCUCGCAAUGGCUGUCCUGCUGUCUGUAUUGUGAUAAAAAUGGUGUUUUCGAGGUGGCUCGCCCAACCGCAGACGGGCUAGCUCAAGAUGGGAUUUUCUUGUUUCUGCUCAGUUUGGAUUGUCGAUUAUUUGUAUACCGACUUUCCGACCAGACAUUAGUGUCGAUCAUAGAAGGCGUCGAUUGUUUAGGCCCAAUUCUGUCGACUGAACCACCGAAGCGGUCGACUACGCGGGAGCUCCUGUCUGAAAUUGUUGUUGCAGAUCUUGGAGAUGAUCGGUGCACUAGUCCUUACUUACUUAUUCGAACCGUGAAUAACGAGAUUUCUGUGUACAAACCUUUCUCAACUGCGAUUGACACCGGGGAAAAGCCCUCUGCUUUAAGAUUUCUGAAAGAAACAAACCAUGUGCCACCGAAACCUUCUUCUACUGUUGACCCGGCUGAAUCAGACGAUUCGCCCCAGAUGACGCCGCUACGAAUACUCCCCAACGUCUCGGGGUUCAGCGCUGUAUUCGUGCCUGGAUCCUCGGCCGGCCUGGUACUCAAAACAUCGAAAAGUCGACCGCAUUUCACACCUCUAGGAGGGGACUUAACAUGGUCUUUAAGUAGCUUCAAUAAUCAUGGAGGCGCCAGUACAGGCUUUAUCACAUUAGACUCGAAGAACAUUGCGCAAUUGUGCCAGCUGCCCAGCGAUACAAUCUUCGAUCACCCUUGGACUUUACGGAAAAUAUCCAUCGGCGAGCAGGUUGAUCAUUUAACGUACUCUGUCUCGUCUGGGACGUACGUUUUAGGGAGCUGCCAUAAGACGAAUUUCAAGCUGCCCGAAGACGACGAGCUGCACCCUGAAUGGCGCAACGAAGUAAUAUCUUUGCUUCCCGAAGUGCAUCAGAGCUCGCUAAGGCUCCUAUGCCCUAAGACGUGGUCCAUCAUCGACAGCUACACUUUAGGCCCGGCCGAGCAUGUUACCGCGAUCAAAAACUUGAGUCUGGAGGUAUCCGAAAAUACGCACGAGCGGAAGGAUAUGGUUGUGGUUGGAACCGCAUUUGCGCGGGGCGAGGACAUCGCAUCCCGUGGCUGCAUCUAUGUCUUUGAGGUGAUCAAAGUGGUUCCCGAUCCAGAAAAACCAGAGAACGACCGGAAACUGAAACUCAUCGGCAAGGAGUUGGUCAAAGGCGCAGUAACUGCGCUAUCGGAGAUCGGUGGUCAGGGGUUUUUGGUCGUCGCUCAAGGACAGAAGUGCAUGGUCCGGGGUCUCAAGGAGGAUGGCAGCCUCCUGCCCGUAGCUUUCAUGGAUGUGCAAUGCUACGUCAGCGUCGUGAAAGAACUCAAAGGCACCGGAAUGUGUAUCAUCGGCGAUGCCGUGAAAGGACUUUGGUUUGCAGGAUACUCGGAAGAGCCGUAUAAAAUGAGUCUUUUCGCGAAGGACUUGGAUUAUCGUGAAGUCAUAGCGGCGGAUUUCCUCCCCGACGGCAACCGAUUGUUCAUUCUCUUCGCCGACGGUGACUGCAACCUGCACGUGUUGCAAUACGAUCCCGAAGAUCCCAAAUCAUCCAACGGGGACAAACUUCUCAAUCGGAGCAAGUUUCACGUGGGCAGCUUCGUAUCGACAUUAACUCUACUCCCGCGGACCAUGGUCUCCUCCGAGCGAGUCGACCCCGACGCGGAUGAAAUGGACGUCGACACGCAGGUUUCACAACAUCAGGUGCUGGUGACCACGGAAAACGGCUCCGUCGGUCUGGUGACCUGCGUUUCCGAAGAAUCAUACCGUCGUCUCUCCGCCCUCCAGUCUCAGUUGACAAACGCCUUGGAGCAUCCCUGCGGGCUGAAUCCUCGCGCGUUCCGGGCCGUUGAAAGCGACGGAAGCGUGGGGAGAGGUAUGCUCGAUGGUGCCCUCCUCACUCGAUGGCUGGAUUUGAGCGUAACCCGCAGAAGUGAAUUGGCCAGUCGUGUAGGAGCGAACCAAUGGGAAAUCAAGGCAGAUCUUGAGGCCAUUGGCGGCGCAGGGCUUGGAUUUCUGUAG